CGACAACGUGCACAGCGCCGCCGCGAUUGCACCAUGGCUGUCGACUCCAAGACGUACGUCAAGGCAAUCGCGUCCAUUGUGGAUGAAAUCAUCAAGGCAUAUGAGAAGCAAGACCCUGUCAACAUGACGCGGUUGAAGAACGACGUCGCCAAAGUGUACAAGCUUCCUUCCAUGCCAAAGCUCGUCGACAUCAUAUCAGCCAUUCCAGAGGAAUACCGCGACGAGCUCGUUCCAUACUUGAAAGCCAAACCUGUGCGCACGGCGUCUGGUAUUGCCGUCGUGGCCGUCAUGUGUAAGCCCCAUCGGUGCCCCCAUAUCGCCAUGACUGGCAACAUCUGCGUCUACUGCCCCGGCGGUCCCGACUCGGAUUUUGAGUAUUCUACGCAGGCAUACACUGGGUAUGAGCCCACGAGCAUGCGAGCGAUCCGAGCGCGGUACAACCCCUACGUCCAGACCAAGACUCGCGUCGACCAGCUCAGACGGCUUGGCCACAACGUCGACAAGGUGGAAUUCAUUGUGAUGGGCGGCACGUUUCUGUCACUCGACCGAGACUACCGAGACUGGUUCAUGCGCAACCUCCACGACGCUCUCUCGGGCCACACGUCGAGCUCCGUUGCCGAAGCCGUGCGGUACUCGGAACAAGGUCAAAUCAAGUGCACGGCCAUCACGCUGGAAACCCGUCCCGACUACUGCUUGAAGCCACAUUUGAACGACAUGUUAUCGUAUGGGUGCACCCGCAUCGAAAUUGGUGUCCAGAGCAUUUACGAAGACGUGGCUCGAGACACGAACCGUGGCCACACUGUUGCCGCCGUGUGCCAUUCCUUUCAACUCGCCAAAGACUGCGGGUACAAGAUCGUGGCGCAUAUGAUGCCCGAUCUCCCCAACAUGGGGAUGGAGCGGGACCUGCAUGGGUUCCAAGAAUACUUUGCCAACCCGUUGUUCCGCACGGACGGGCUCAAGAUUUACCCGACGCUCGUCAUUCGAGGGACCGGUCUGUACGAGCUGUGGAAGGCGGGCCAGUACAAAAACUAUUCGCCAGAUGAGCUCGUGGACCUGAUGGCGCGGCUCUUGGCCCUCGUUCCGCCCUGGACGCGCGUGUACCGCAUCCAACGCGACAUCCCGAUGCCCCUCGUCACGUCCGGCGUCGAGAACGGCAACUUGCGCGAGCUCGCGUUGGCUCGUAUGAAAGACUUGGGCCUGACAUGUCGAGACAUACGAACGCGGGAAGUCGGGAUGAAAGGCAUCCACGAUCAAAUCGCCCCCGACGACGUCGAGUUGGUGCGCCGCGACUACGUCGCCAAUGGCGGAUGGGAGACGUUCUUGGCGUACGAAGACGUGGCGCAAGACAUCCUGGUCGGUCUCUUGCGGCUGCGGCAAGCCAGCGCGACGGCAUUUCGACGAGAAAUCCCGCCUGGCACAUCCAUCGUACGCGAGCUCCACGUGUAUGGGUCGGCCGUGCCCAUCCAUUCUCGGGAUCCUACCAAGUUCCAGCACCAGGUACCUCCACGCAGCCCUUUUGCAUCAUCUCCACUCUGGCAUGGACGACGUACAGGGAUUUGGGACGCUUCUCAUGGAAGAAGCCGAGCGCAUUGCCCGCGACGAGCACAAGUCGACCAAGAUCGUCGUGAUUGCCGGGGUCGGUACACGGCACUACUACCGAAAGCUCGGCUACGAGUUGGAUGGUCCGUACAUGUCCAAAUCUCUCGCCGAUUGCUCCGACGGGUAGCUCAUGUAGCACUCGAUCACCUCACGACCGUCGUGACGUCCGUGGUGGUAGUAGUAGCGUGCCAUCCCCAAAGUCGAACGCAGAUCCGGCGGCGGUGUUUCGCAACCUCGAAUAGAUUCCGAGUGGCCAGUCGCGUUUAUCGCACGGUUGGAUGCCUCGAGCACCAAAAUCCAGUCCCUUCACUCUUCCACGUCUCCACACGUCAUGCAAUGACCUGACGAUUCAGGACCAAUGGCGGCCUGCCACCGCUUGAUGACACCAACUCGCCGAGAUGUUACGUCGUCGCGGCCACACGACGAAAC
Messenger RNA from Aphanomyces invadans, 2028 nucleotides. Its product is annotated as elongator complex protein 3. The record is from RefSeq and is a predicted model, not a curated record. The transcript is spliced from 14 exons. Gene Ontology annotation, molecular function: iron-sulfur cluster binding; acyltransferase activity, transferring groups other than amino-acyl groups. Gene Ontology annotation, biological process: tRNA wobble base 5-methoxycarbonylmethyl-2-thiouridinylation. Gene Ontology annotation, cellular component: cytoplasm; nucleus; elongator holoenzyme complex. The coding region runs from base 34 to 1944 and encodes 636 amino acids. NCBI's taxonomy places the organism in Eukaryota, Oomycota, Saprolegniomycetes, Saprolegniales, Verrucalvaceae.